UAUAAAUAGUUGGGCAGCCGGGUCUGGUGUUCAGUGCAAGCAGGUCUGUCAACGACAUCCCAUCAAUCCCAGCUCCAAACAUCCGCAGUCAACAUGAAGUUCUUGCUCCUGAGCGUGUUCCUUUGUCUGGUCGUGUGCUUCAUGGCCACCAGUGCGGUGCCCAUCGAGGAGUCCAUACCCGAAGGUCUCGAGGGUCCUGGCAGUGACACCCUCAACCCCUCAGACGAUCAGUCCUUCCUGCUCAAGCUGAAGCUGCUCAAGAAGCUCCUGUUCUUGGGCUAAGAGAUGAGAUUCCUCCAUUCAUUCGGCUAUGGAUGUUUUUUUUUUUUUGUAGCUUAACUUUGUGUCUAGGUUUUUUAAGAAAAUAUACAAAAUUAAAUGAAAUGCAAGCAUUUGAUAAACUAA
Drosophila miranda is the source of this 405-nucleotide messenger RNA. RefSeq lists its product as uncharacterized. Lineage: Eukaryota; Metazoa; Arthropoda; Insecta; Diptera; Drosophilidae. The record is from RefSeq and is a predicted model, not a curated record. Bases 94 to 282 code for a protein of 62 amino acids. The transcript has 2 exons.